UUGUUCUUCUAAAAAAUUAAUCGAAUCAAAGCGCGCGUUGAAUCGUAGGCUCGCGACAUAAUGCAUUAAAGUUAGUGAUAGGGUGAGAAAAGCACACGAGGAAAAGGUGUCACGCCCAGGUAAGCCGAACACGCGCGUUUCUUAUCGUCCUCGAAGCGCCGCUAUGAUACACCACGCAGGUUUGCAAGGGUAAGGGAGGGAGAGAACGUGACUACAACCUGAUGCUUCGAGCCCCGAUUAUAGAGCUAGACGUCGACGGUGCUUCGAGUGCUGUUAUUUACAUACGUGGAAAAUUAGAAGGAACAUCUAUGGGCCGUACACGGUGGUGGAGAGGAGGCUUGGAGCUGCUGAUGCUCUUCAUCCUCCAUCACGUAAUUCUCGGUGAUGGCGAUGUCGGCUGCCUAUUCAGUAAGAGUCUCUGCGAUCCUCGAACGGAGACAUGUUAUAACGACCUGGCGUUUGGUAGAUGUUUACCUUUAUACACUGAUCUAACCGAGGAGGACUAUUAUCAAUACAACUUUGACAUCGACGAAUUGGAACAAUUAAGACUGCAGUUGGAGAGGUUGCAAGGAGAUGGAUUCAAAUGGUCGCAUCCUUUCACACAAUGUAUUAUGCAAACGUCCUUGUACAAUUUACGCCAUGGAGAGAGUUACGACCUUCGACUCUGUCAGCAUCUGAAAACAAGAACGCAUUUUGAAAGCAAAAAUAAAAUUGAACAGGUACCUGCAAUAGCCAUAGUGAAAUUCACUCCCAACCAUGGUGGAUCCAAUACCCAAUUCGCCAACGAGUUGUAUUACCCUCCUGGAACACAGACAGAGUAUCUUGCUGAUUCUGUAUACAAUGAUCAGCUUCCUAGACAAUCAUACAGAGAACAGUCUAGAGAAACAGCUCCUCAAUUUUACAAACCAGAGUACAAUUCAAACUCCUACAAUGAAUACGAGUCCUUAACUAAAGAGAACUAUGGGGAGGAUGGAAACAAUUUAUUCCAGAAACCUUCAACUUUAAAUAGAAUUGAUGAGAGAUUAUAUAGAACCAGAAGACAGCCAUAUAAUCUGCGAGAUUAUAGCAACAGCGCGAUAGAGUCCAUAAGAAGCGCAUUAGAAAAUGAAAAGGAGCAAUCUAAAGACUUAACGAGGAAUAAAAAUCAAAAUAGGAUUGAUGAUCUAACAGCUAAUGAAUUAGAGUUCCUGAUAAAUGGAAAAUCUGAUGAUUAUCCUGUAGUUUCAAAAGAAACAGGAGAUCCUGAAGUCGAAUAUGACAAGGCAUUUUCAAGAAAGUACAAACCAAAGAAGUUUGUCGACCUCCCAGAUGAUAGUGAAAUUUUGUUGGAUAAUGUUAAACGUAAUUCAAAGAACGAUGAUUACGUGAAUGAUGAUUAUGAGGAUGUUAAUGUCAAUGGUGAAUCGAGUCAAAGAGAUACCACGUCGAGGGAGAAUGUAAUGUAUAGCGAAGGAGGUCUUAUACAGACUAAGGAUGAAUCCAACGAUGAUACAGAUGGUAAAUUUUUUUAUUAUAAUAGCUUGGUAAUUAAUGAGAUUGCAAUAUUGAAAAUAUCGAUCAAGUUACAAUCAUUUACAGAAAACGCAUACAACUUAUUCGACGACGACCUGAACGAACUCCUUUGGAGACGCGAAUUGGCUGGUUUUAAGAGACGAGAAAGACUGGACGUUAAGAAGCCAGGACCUCCGUUCUCCACAAACAACUACGCAUUCAAAAUACCAUCAACGUCUGGAUUGGAAGACGAGGAUCAGUCAGAUUCAACCGAAACCCAGCAAGAUAACGAAGUACUGCUAUCUUCAUUUGUGAAGAAAGAAGUGGGUGCUGGACAACAGGUAGAUGGUCCAAAAUCGUACGACAACGUUGAUCUGGAUCACGUUUACAUGGAGUUUCAGCAACCGUUUCACACGUGGUCAGAAGGCGAGCAUGUAGUGAAAGAGGUGGAAAAAUUACUGGAGCUAACACCUGGUGUGCUGAAAGACAUUCGAGUGGGUCGGGCUGAAGUAACGUUUAAAGUUACUAAAAAUAAUAAGAAUUAUAAUGUUACUGAUGUUCUUAGCAGUAUAGAUGACAUACGUGGAAAGUUGAAGAAGACACUGGGUGUUGAGGUGAUUCGUGCAGGCAUAGGUGACAAGACCAAACUGCCUGCAGCGUUGGAAGUUAGAAGCGAAUAUCAUAUGAGUUCUAGCAUGUUUGGAAUGAUAGUGGCUGCAGGAGUUGUAGCCGCUAUUGCAGCUGCAGCAAUAACAUUAUUCAUCGCUCGUCGUCAUGCUAAAUCCCGAGCCAAAUUAGCAGGAUUGGCUACGCCUGAUCCAGAAGCCUCAAAGGAUUAUCAGGAUUUAUGUAGAGCAAGAAUGCAAGCUAAACAACCGGCUGAGAAAGCAGAAUCUCCUCGUAUCACCAGCCUGAGUCGUGAAAGUGAAUCUAAUAAUUUGCCUUCGAAUCGCUCUAGUACUUCCUCUUGGGGAGAGGAACCUGCUCUUUCAAAUAUGGACAUAUCAACUGGACAGAUGGUUCUAAGUUACAUGGAGGAUCAUCUAAAAAAUAAAGACCGAUUAGAUGAAGAAUGGGCAGCGUUAUGCGCGUACGAGGUGGAUCCAUCGUCCACUGAAAUCGCACAAAGUGACGCAAACAUUAAAUGCAUUCGUCCUGGCGCAGCGCUUCCUUACGAUCAUUCCAGGGUGAUAUUAAAUGACCUCGCUAAUGCCAAUAACUCCGACUAUAUUAACGCUUCAACAAUCAAAUCGACGGAUCAUGAUCCUCGAAAUCCAGCUUACAUUGCUACACAAGGGCCAUUACCUCAGACAACGGCAGAUUUCUGGCAACUCGUUUGGGAACAAGGUAGCGUCGUCAUUGUUAUGCUAACUAGACUCACCGAGGAGGGUGUAGCUAUGUGCCAUCGUUAUUGGCCAGAAGAAGGAUCAGAAUUGUAUCACAUUUACGAAGUGCACCUUGUAUCUGAACACUUCUGGUGUGACGAUUAUUUGGUACGUUCCUUUUACUUGAAGAAUCUUCGCACCGGUGAAACCAGGACUGUAACGCAAUUCCAUUUCUUGUCCUGGCCUGAAAAUGGCGUGCCAAAUUCCACCAAGGCUCUCCUGGAAUUCCGCAGAAAAAUCAACAAGUCUUACAAAGGCAGAUCGUGUCCUAUAGUAGUGCAUUGCAGCGAUGGUGUUGGUCGUACUGGUACUUAUUGUUUAAUCGACAUGGUUUUGAAUCGUAUGAUGAAAGGGGCUAAGGAAAUUGAUAUAGCAGCUACACUAGAACAUAUACGAGAUCAAAGGCCUGACAUGGUUGCUACGAAACAGCAAUUUAAAUUUGUUCUGAUGGCCGUAGCGGAAGAAGUACACGCAAUUCUCAAGGCUUUACCCGUACCCCCCACGGAAAAAACUUCUCUUCUAGCGAGCACUUCAUCAACGAAGGAAGGCUAGUAUAAUUUCAAUUGAAUUCUAAACUGCAUUCGCGGCAAGCAAAAACAAAGUAUUAAUUACAGUCUAUCCAAAAAAAAAAAAUGGCCAAAUGUUUCUAAUCCAAGGUAGUCAUAUUUACAAAUCUAGAAUCACUAUCAAAUCUUUUAUUUUCUAUAGAAGUUUUCCCCUCGGAAUAUUUUUAAACAUAUUUUAAAAUGAUAGAAAGUGAUCACGAGCUGUUAACAGAUUUUACUCCAAUUAUGCUUCAACCCUGACUUUUUGGAACCCUGAGUUGAUAAAAAUAAAACAUAUGUACAAAUCACUGUUUUCUACGGAACAAUUCCUGCUGGCAAUCUGUAAUGUUUAUUGUGCAUUUUAUUUAUCUACGGCCUACUUAAAUAAUCAGGUGCAAGUAUAUACAUUCAAAAGACUGAGCUAUGCAAUUGUUGGAACUCUAAUUAUUGAUUUAUAAUCAAAUAAUUUAUAUUCUUGUAAAAUGAAAUAAUCUUUAUUUCAAUGAAAUUUAAAAUUAUAUUGCUUCAUAAUAAAAACGAAGGCUUAUUGCGGAUUAUGUAGCUCAGUCUUCAUGGUAUUUGUUCCAUUAUUAAUAACUUAUUUCAGCGAAAUUAAAGUUAUAUUGCCUCUUCUAAUGGAUGACUUCACUAACGUGCUUUACAAUAGCUUUAAACAAAAUAUCAAAUAUAUAUCGUGGAAUAAAGAAUAUAGUUCUAUCUGCUCAGUCAAUUUUAUCAGCUGCAUAUAACUUAGUGCUCAUGUUGAUUACGGUAUAUAAUUUCUUUCUUCAAUUAAUUUGUGUUUCUGAAAUGUUUCUGUUAAAAAGCACAAAAGUUGGAAUCACCAUUUUAGAGAUUGAAAUCAGAAUUUUUAUACUAUUGUUACACGUUCUAAAAAAACAUGAAUUUUAAUGAACGGCUAUGAAUGUUGUUUCCGUAAAAUGAAAUUUUAUUCGACGUAAAAUUUAACGUGGAAAGAUCGCAAGAAGCACUAUAUAUCAAUCUCUUUUCUACGUGUACAAAAAAGAUGAUCGAGCUGCACAAUAUCCAAAUUAUGAUUAAGUAUCAUAAUAAAAAAAAUUAUCAAUGUGAAAUACGAAAUAUAGUGUGGCUGCAAAAUGUAAACUUAAUGUUCUGAACAUCAUAUGAAAGUGUAUUAAGUUAACACACUUUCCAAGUGAAGUGUUUAAUUAUUAUAUCAUGAAAAUGAUAUUAGGUGGUACAUAAGAGAGAAAAAAAAAUGUAAACGUACAUGUUUGCACAAACUGUCGUGUCGAUAUGACGAUUUGUAAAUGGAGGUGCUGUCUUUAGUUUAAAAUUACAGCAUUGUUAGUCCUGUAUAUCCAGUCUCCCACAGGAUGAACAUAUUGCAUUUAAAGUUCCUUCCUUGUCAUUGUGCAGAACGAUUACUGUCAAUUAAUGUAUUCUCAUUUGUAUUUACAUUUCGGUAUUCAUUUUAUUAAAUUAAGGUUCGAGAUACAGUAACACAUUUAUUGGGUGCUGCAAAUAAUAAAAAUAGGUCAAACGAAACAAUUAAAGUCACAUAAUAAACAAUACCAAAUAGUUUAAUUCUUACCAGAAUCGAUGAAUACCAGAUACUUUGCACAUUUAAGUAUACGGGAAUUAAAAGUAUUAAUUGUAAUAGUUUCUAUCUUGUGCUGAAUUAAUACGAAUAACGUACUACGAAAGUUUGCUUGACCAACUGAUAAAUUUCAUUAAUCCUUUUUAGCACGAAUUAAUAUAACAGAUUCUAUAUUUUUAUGCAAAGGAUUGAAUCUAUAUAAAGUGAAAUAAUAUAUGAAUAUAUACUAUGUUACUCAAAAUGUAAUACUAUAUGUGUUAUAAUAUAAUAAAUCGCUCUAUGUUCAAAUCAUA
Osmia bicornis bicornis is the source of this 5296-nucleotide messenger RNA. RefSeq names its product receptor-type tyrosine-protein phosphatase N2 (gene IA-2). Bases 222 to 3428 code for a protein of 1068 amino acids. Gene Ontology annotation, cellular component: secretory granule. Gene Ontology annotation, molecular function: protein tyrosine phosphatase activity. The transcript is spliced from 17 exons. Lineage: Eukaryota; Metazoa; Arthropoda; Insecta; Hymenoptera; Megachilidae. The record is from RefSeq and is a predicted model, not a curated record. Gene Ontology annotation, biological process: protein dephosphorylation.